UAUACAUGAUAUAAUCAUUAAUUAAGUGGCGUUCUCUCCGCCACCCAUUUCUUCCUUAAAUUCCACAGCACUCUGCCGGCAGCACCCACUUCUUACAAGAAUCAAGAAUUGAAGAAGAUACAUUAAUUAAUUAAUGGAUAUUUGGUCGUGGAUUUCUCAACUUCCCGAGUCGGAACGAGUCGACUCGUUCCAGCUCGGUUCUUCCAACUCGUCGUCGAUUGAGCUGAGAGCAGAACGGGUAAUGGUAAAUGGUGACGACGACUCCAAGUCGGAAGUAGCUGUUUCUAUUACAUUUUCAGUGCACUUCGUCGGAUUCAAUUCUUCCGACGCCGAGAAGCCGGUCUGGACUUCCGACACGUGUCCCCUGUCGUCGGAGAAGCCAUUCUUGCCGCUCGUCCUUCAGCUCCUGCAGGAAAUAGCGGCGCGUUCGCCCAACGCGCACUGGAACUGCAAUUGCCCCCGCUCCCAGCUUCAAAAGCUGAAGCCCGACCCGGUGUCGUGGGUCCUCGACUCCCACGCCCCCGAGUCCUUCUCCAGCUUCUUCGACCUCGUGUUCCUCACGCGCCUCUUCUGGCUCUGCGUCCUCGACGCGCCGGCGGAAGUCGGCAGCUUCUACUUCCACUCCGUCCUCGCCCCCAACCUCGACGCCUUAUCCUACGCCCCCGUCCUCAAGAAUUUCUUGAUCACUGUCGGGACCGACGUCGAGCUUUGCUUCUUACGCACACUCGGCUACAUUCUUGCCAAGCUCCUCAUCCUUAAAGAUAUCGAAAUCAGAGGACAAAAAUCUCCGACGACUUUUCCGGCCAAGAACGUCGGAUUUUCUUACGCCACGGAAGCCCACGGGCUUUGGAUUCUCAAGGGCUACUCUCCGGUGAAAUCCAUGCAGUGCGUGCAGUCUUCGUCAGAAAAACGCGACUUUCCGGCCGUCAUCGGAGCCAAAGAAUCUUUCCUUAAAUACGCUUUAGCUCACCAGCAGCUGGAGGCUGUAAUCCAGAUGGAAUAUUCAGUCGAAUAUUCCGACAAUUACAUCCAGGUGAAGGCGCGGGUGGACAACCUCAGAUUCCAUGUCGUGAAGCUCGGGUUUAGCGACGAGGAUUCGUUGGAGUUUGAGGAGAAGCACUUCCCGUCGCGGGUACGGGUCUGGGUCGGGCCCGAAAUCGGGGAAAGUUACGUCGCCGGUUUGACCCUGGGCCGGUCGACGGACAAUGUAGAAAAGGAGAUGGAGAUGCAGAGGACGUUGAAGGGUAAAUCGGGAAAUUCCAAGGUUUCUCCGGCGGUGAAAUCGACGGCCAGGAUUGCGACGAGAACGAAGAUGAAGAACUGGAGGUGGGACCAGGACGUCGAGGGGAACGCCGCCGUGUUCGAGGCGGUUCUCUGCGACAACUCCACUGGCGUCGAAGUCGCCGCGUGGAAGCCACCCGCCGUCGGCGGGAACGGAUUUCCGAGGCGGUACGCGGGAGGAGGGCGGCCGUUUGCGAAAUCGGGGGGAUUGAUAUUUUCCGGUGAAGACUGCGGCGGCGGCGGGGUGGCGUGGAGGGUGAGCAAGGAGAUGGAAGGGAGCGUGGUGAAGUGGAGGAUUGGCGGGCGCGUGUGGGUCAGCUACUGCCCUAAUGAUAUAAAGAGCAGUUAUUUCGAGACGAGGUGUGUCGAAUGGUGCGACGAGGUUGACUUGCCUUUGAUUGCUCCUCCUGCUUCUGCCCUCUGAAACAUAACACUCCUUCCCGCAGUGACGUUGAAUUAGUAGAUAAUUAAAAAUAUAUUAGUAAAAUAAUUAUUUUAUUAUAUAAAUAAUUAUAUAUUAAAAUUAAAAUAAUUAAUAUCCUUCGUAAUAAUUUUAUUAUCAGUUACAAUUUGUAUAAUAUUAUCAAAUUCUACUGAUUCCACAACUUUAUCAAUUAAGACGUAGACAAAGUCUGCAGUCUUUGCUUUA
This is a messenger RNA of Andrographis paniculata, 1930 nucleotides long. RefSeq lists its product as uncharacterized. Lineage: Eukaryota; Viridiplantae; Streptophyta; Magnoliopsida; Lamiales; Acanthaceae. The coding region runs from base 134 to 1705 and encodes 523 amino acids. The transcript has a single exon. The record is from RefSeq and is a predicted model, not a curated record.